Alosa sapidissima (American shad) is the source of this 1365-nucleotide messenger RNA. Its product is annotated as glutamate-rich protein 1. The record is from RefSeq and is a predicted model, not a curated record. The transcript is spliced from 6 exons. Lineage: Eukaryota; Metazoa; Chordata; Actinopteri; Clupeiformes; Clupeidae. The coding region runs from base 311 to 1270 and encodes 319 amino acids.
ACAAACCGUGUGGAUGGUGGACCGGUGAAUGUUCACAUUUUGUGUGUCUUAGGUAUAAUUUGAUAGAUUACUAAAGAAAUACGUGGAUCAUUUUUCGAGGCAGAUGUUUUCUGUUACACCUUUCCCAGAGUUUAUGCGGAAGUUGCGCCGCAGUGGAGAUGUUGUAACUUAUCUAACGUUAAUGUCAGUUAACACGUUAGCUAGCUAGCUGAAUGAGUAUCCAGUCAUAGAAACUGGCAGUGUUUGCUAAGGUUAGUUGUAGCAAUGUAUAUCAAAGACCAACCAAACUGCUUGAGCCAGAAUUACAGAAAUGUCUAUUAGGAAAGAGGUUUUUCAAGCAAAAGUUCUUCAAAAGCUUUACCCAGCACCCGCUGAACUAAAGCUUGAGAAAGUUAUCGACCCACCUUCUACUACUAAAGUUGAAUCAAUUGGUAAUAAAGAUGGUGUCAUUGCAACAAGCAACAAACCUGUCAAAGGAAAUGGUGAUGGGGGAAUACCAACGUUUGCGGGUAGAAGGCUUUACACCGUGCUUCCACCUCCAGAGGGAUACAGAGGUGGUGCGGAGUUACCAGUGGUAGGCCCUGCACUAGAGAGUACAAGCAAAGGGAGUGAUCAGAGUGAGGAGGCCGACGACAUCCAAGAGGAGCAACCAAGGAGGAGGAGGAAGAAGAAGGUAUCAGAGGUCCCAGCAGAUCGAUCCGAGGGGAAGGAGAGUGUCACGGGGUCAGAGGUCGACGGCGCCCAGACGACGAGCGCUGCAGAGCGGCUCAGCCGUAACAAGAAGCGGAAGCUUAAGAAGAAGCGGCACAAAGAGAAACUGCGGAGCCUUGGCCUGGCACCCCCGGCCUCCGCCGUCGAGUUCACCUACCAGCACACGGAGGACACAGAGGAAGAGGACAAAACGGAAGACGAGGAGGAGGAGAAGGAAGAGUUUAACAACGAGCAUGCCAAUGAAGUGCUGGAAUUCCUGGAGACCACACUGCAGACCUACAUCUCGGAUUGUUCUUCUCCUGAGAGAACGCCUCCUAGUGGUGCCGUCGCUCUCCUUGGCAGCCUGUCUGACAGAACGGCGCCCCCUGGCGAGCUGGCUCGCCUGCGCGGCCUGAAGGACCUGGUACUGCGGCGGAGUGUGGAGGAGCUGAGCCGGGCACUGGAGGAGUUCCGCAGCAGCACGGCCAUCUCUCUGGAGGAGGCCUCUGCUGUCUACACUCUCUUUCACUAUUGGAUCACAGACAUUUUCCCUUUGGGUGCAGAAGUCCUGAAGACGUAAGGCAGCAGAUUCACUUGCUAACAAGGAAUCUUCUCUAUGAGGAGUAUGACCUGACAAGUUUUUACCAUUUUGUAAUAAAACUGGAUUCUGAACAA